AAAACUUUUUUGUGCUGACAACUUUUUAUGUCAACAAAAUGUCAAAUCUCCUGUUUGUUGUGUUGUUUGUGAUUGUGGUGUGGUGAUUAAAUUUAUAUUUUGUUUGAGAUUAUUAAAAUUCAAUCAUCGUGUUGAAAAAAUCAUCAUGUCAUUUUUCAAGAGUGUUGCUUCAGGCUUCAAUAUUCGCAGUCGUGACACGAUUUUGAAAGAAUCACUGAUUAACAAUUUAUCGGAGUGCGUAAAAGAUAUACAAUACACUAAUCAGUUUGAAGAAAACUUCCACAGUGUUCUCGGCUCAACAGAUUCGACAAAUACUUUAUGUGUCGCCUUAGAAGCUGUAUUCCUACAUGGACUGAAGGACACCCUAUUGAGGAAAGCCAAAAAUGCUUUGUCGGGAGACUCGGACCAUCGUCCUCAGCCCAACUUUUGGCCUCUGAUCCUUGUACUAUCGCACAGACAAAACAUUGAUCAGAUAUCAUCAUUACCGCAGAUCAACACUGAAAUUGGGCAAUGUAGAGCAUGGCUUCGAAUUGCUCUCAAUGAAUGCCUUUUGUCUUCUUAUAUGUCGACACUUUUAAAAAAUAUAUCGGCUGUUAAACCAUUUUACAACAGAACUGCUUUUGUGUGCGAUGCUGAGAUACUUGAACUAGCACAAAAGCUGAUUGAAGGCUUGGAAUCUUGUGUGCAAUUUAAUCUCCCGAUUAAUUCAAGUUUACUCAAUCAAUGGCCAGAACAAGUGCUGAUGCUUGCAGGGAUAUGGAUUCCUAAAAUAAGAGUGGCCCCUAUUAGCACUGCUCUAGAUGUGGCCAGCACCAUCACAGAUGAAGAAGUAAAGCCGAAGCUGGUCUCUACACCGACCCACACUUCUAACAUCACUGGCUUAGGGAGGAUGCUCGCACUCAAUGAAGAUGAAGCCCUUGAUUUUAUACUGUCCAAAGAUUCAAAAGAUUUAGCUACAAACAUAACAGAAGAAGCACAAGAAGAAGACACUGCUAAUGAAACCAAUGCUGAAACUUUUGGAGCAGAGAAACCAUCAAGCAGCCAAGAAGAAAGAGAAGUAACAUCUCCCACACCUUCAUUAGAUAUAGAUGACUUCGUUGCUUCUGCGGAUGUCAUAGUGACAGGUAAUUCCUUGAGUGGUAAAGGCUGGUCUAACGAUCCUGACAACUUGAAUGUGUCUGUACAUUCAAAUUCAUCCCAUGGGAGCAGUCUAAUUAAAACACCUGAGCUCAAAAGUUUAUCCUCAUUAGUAGACAAUUCAACAAAUUAUGGGGAAACACAAAAUUACUCAAACUUACAUGACAUAAUGAAAGACAUACAAAAAGAAUUAAAAUUAACAGACGACUCAGACAUCUGUGAAAUCACAGUAGAUUCUGACACUCUUGAAGACCCCAUGCUUCAGGGUUUAGACUUUGAAGUAGUUCCUAAUUCUAUGUCUGGAUCCUUUACUGUACCAGAAUUGCAAAAAAUGAUACAACAGCUAGGUGCUCUCUCAAGAGAACAGGGACUGGACCAUCAAAACUACCAGUGCAUGGGUUGCCAAGAUCUCCUGGGAAGCACCAUAUCCAAAGCUAAGGUUUGUGCCUUCACUGGGGAGUACUAUUGCUCUGAUUGUAUGGAUCCCAAUGUCUUUAUCAUUCCAGCAAGAGUCAUACACAACUGGGAUUUUAAAAGAUACUCAGUUUCAAAGAAAUCUGCAAUGUUUUUAUUAGAAUUUCAACAUCACCCUUGGAUAGAUAUGAAAAAACUUAAUCCAAAAAUUUAUUGCGGUGUGUCAGAUAUGGCCCAUUUGCAAGAUCUCAGAAUACAAUUAAAUUUCUUAAGGGCGUAUAUAUUUACAUGCCGUGAGCCUGUCAUUGAGGAUCUCCAAAAGAGGGUGUGGCCUCGUGAGUAUUUGUAUGAUCAUGUGCAUUUGUAUACAAUAUCUGACUUGGCUCAGAUACCAAAUGGUUCACUACUUUUGCAGUUAGAGAAAGUUGUGAACUUUGCUAGAACCCACGUCCUUGAUUGCUGGCUAUGUAGCCAGAAAGGGUUCAUCUGUGAAGUCUGUCGCGAUCCAAAAAUUUUGUAUCCUUUUGAAACAAGUACAACAUAUCGAUGUGAUGAAUGCUCUAGUGUUUUUCACAGCAAAUGCCUCAAUGCCAAUAUACCCUGCCCCAAGUGCAAACGGAAGCAAAACCGUACUAGCGAUGCUUCUUUAAUAGAUGCUGUCCAUGCACACUUUAACAAGUGAAUAUUUGGAAGCUUAGUAGUGGAAUUUUGUACAAACUCAAAUUUUUGUUACACAAAAAUGGCAGUCUAAAUACAUAUUUUAUUUUUAUACUAUAAGUAUCUAUAUUUUUGGAAAUCUUGCUUGAAUGUUUUCAAGGCACCUAUAAAAGUAGGCUGGUAUUUUGUUGUUAGUUUGGGUAAGGAACUAGUGACCACCACUGUUGAUUGAUUGAAGUUAAUGGAACUAUUGUUUUAGAAGAAAAUUUUUAAGAAUAUUGGAUGCCGAAAUAGCUAUAACAUAACUUAGUCCAAGAAAUGGCAUUCAUGUACCUAAAAACAUGACUAACUUUUGGCAGACAAGAAGUGAUAGUAAACAUUAAUUGAUUUGCCUCUGGUAACUUUUUUGUCAUUUUAAGAAGUAACAAUGUGAUAAUGUGUAUUUGAUUUCAAACAUAAUUUUUAUGAUGAUUAAUGGAUAUUUAAAAAAUAUUAUAUACUGAUCAAAAUAUGUCUAUUUUUAACUGUGCAGUUAAUUAGCUUGAAGACUUAUCAUAAGUAUCUUCUAUUUUAUUUAGUAAAUAAGUUGACAGUGCUAGAUUGUGGUUUGUCUUCAUUACUAAAAAUGUAAUAGAAUUCCACAUUUGAUAAUGUGAAACUAGUUAAAAUGAAAUAUUUUAAUGUGCCCUCAGCAUUUUUUAAAGCUAAGUAGGUAUGUACUGGCUAAGUUAUUUUUGUUUGAAUUUCUGCAUAUUAAUAUAACUAAUAUUAUUAUUAUUUUAUAAAUUUUAUUUAAACUAUGUGUGUGUUAUGAGCCGAUUGGUAAUUUUGCGAUUUGUCUAAGAUGGUACUCGCCAAGGGUAUUCGUUUUACGAAUGAUCAUUUGAUACGCAAACUAGCACAAACAUAAAAAUAAUUUUAGUCAAUUCAAGUAAGCGUGAAUUUUUAUUAUUUUUAUGUGAAUAUUUAACUAAUCAGGCAUUCGGAAAUGACCGAUUGCUGAGCGAUGUCCGAGAAUAACGAUUAUACCUAAAUCUCGAAUUCCUCGAAAAACUAAUUUGUGGCACAACCUCCACCUAAGGACAAUAAGUUGAACUUUGAGCCGCAUACAUAAAUAUUGUGUUUGUAUAGCUGUGAUACAUAAUGAUCAAUUAAC
This is a messenger RNA of Ostrinia furnacalis (Asian corn borer), 3364 nucleotides long. RefSeq names its product Pleckstrin homology and RUN domain containing M1. The coding region runs from base 146 to 2233 and encodes 695 amino acids. The record is from RefSeq and is a predicted model, not a curated record. The transcript has a single exon. Lineage: Eukaryota; Metazoa; Arthropoda; Insecta; Lepidoptera; Crambidae.